Molecule: messenger RNA, 2673 nt
Organism: Cricetulus griseus (Chinese hamster)
Lineage: Eukaryota; Metazoa; Chordata; Mammalia; Rodentia; Cricetidae
Source: RefSeq, a predicted model, not a curated record
AUGGUUAUCGGUUAUACGUGCCAUUGCCCACCUGUCCUCCCGCUCUGUGCCUCAGUGUCUCUGCUGGGUGGUCUGACUUUUGGCUAUGAACUGGCUGUCAUAUCCGGCGCCCUGCUCCCACUACAGCUGGACUUCGGGCUGAGCUGCCUGGAACAGGAGCUCCUGGUGGGCAGUCUGCUGUUAGGUGCUCUCCUCGCCUCCCUGGCUGGGGGCUUCCUCAUUGACUGCUAUGGCAGGAGACGAGCCAUCCUGGGGAGCAACGUGGUGCUGCUGGCUGGCAGCCUGACUCUGGGUCUGGCGGGCUCCCUCCCCUGGCUGCUCUUGGGCCGCUCAUCCGUUGGCUUCUCCAUCUCACUGUCUUCCAUGGCUUGCUGUAUCUAUGUCUCAGAGCUGGUGGGGCCGCGACAUCGGGGUGUUCUGGUGUCUCUCUACGAGGUGGGCAUUACUGUCGGCAUCCUGUUCUCUUAUGCCCUCAACUAUGUCCUGGCGGGCACCCCUUGGGGCUGGAGGCACAUGUUUGGCUGGGCAGCUGCACCUGCUCUCCUGCAAUCGCUGAGCCUUCUUUUCCUUCCUGUUGGUGCAGAGGGCACAGCAGCCCACCAAGACCUCAUCCCGCUCCAGGGAGGGAAGGCCAGCAAACCGGGCCAGGGGAAGCCACGGUACACCUUCCUGGACCUCUUUAAGACCCGGGACAGUAUGAGGAGCCGAACUGUAGUUGGCCUGGGACUGGUGCUGUUCCAGCAGCUAACAGGACAGCCCAACGUGCUCUAUUACGCCUCCACCAUCUUCCGCUCUGUAGGCUUCCGUGGAGGCUCCUCAGCUGUGCUGGCUUCUGUGGGGCUUGGUACUGUGAAGGUGGUUGCCACCCUGACUGCCACAGGGCUGGUGGACCGUGCAGGCCGUAGAGCCCUUCUGCUUUCUGGAUGUGCUCUCAUGGCCUUGUCUGUCAGUGGCAUAGGCCUGGUCAGCUUUGCUGUGUCUCUGGACUCAGGCCCCAGUUGCCUGACCACAUCCAACACCAGUCGGCAGAUGGGUGACCUGCCUCAAAGCUUGGGUCUGCCUAAUGGUUCAUCUCCACCACCAGUGCCACGAACCAGUGGGGACCAAGGACAACCAGUCCUUCCAAUCACUGAGAGAACCAAGCCCCAUCCAGUCACCACAGUGUCCCUGGGACCAGCUCUUAAUACUGCCUCCCCAGUUCCCCCAGCUCCCAUCUUGGAACACACCCUGCUGUGCUGGUCUGCACUGGUUUGCAUGAUGGCCUACGUGAGUGCCUUCUCCUUUGGAUUUGGACCAGUGACCUGGCUGGUCCUCAGUGAGAUUUACCCAAUGGAGAUCCGGGGGCGAGCCUUUGCCUUCUGCAGCAGCUUCAACUGGGCGGCCAACCUCUUCAUCAGCCUUACCUUCCUCGACCUCAUCGGUGCCAUCGGCUUGUCCUGGACCUUUCUGAUGUAUGGGAUGACUGCUGUUCUUGGCCUGGUCUUCAUCUACUUGCUUGUUCCCGAAACAAAAGGACAGUCCCUGGCUGAGAUAGAGCAGCAGUUUCAGAUAAACAGAUUCCCUCUGUGCUUUGGCCACCGGCAGAACCCCAGCAGUAUCCAGUACCAUCGCCUGGAGGUCUCUCCGGCCUCCUGAGGGUCCCGUUUGCUUGGAAGGUGCUGGUAUAUUGGUUUCUGCAGCUCCAGUUUCCUGUCUGCUGGGGCCUGGAACUCAUGAUCUAGGUUUCUUUCCACAGUGAUCCCUGCCCUAAAGGCUGCCUCUUCCUGGGGUGAGAGAUGAACCCCCUACUCUUCAUUUUUAGUGUGAGACCCCAAGGACUCUGGAAGAUCUAGCUCCUGCUUCGGUGUCCCUGUGGAGUUGGCUUGUCUGCAAUGUUUAUGAUGACAUCCUCUGUGGUGUCUCCACCAAGGGCUUCUCAGAUGACCCGGAAGGAAGGGUCUCGGCCUUCCUGUCCACUUGCCAGGGUCUUAGUGAUCAGGAGCCUGUUUUGGUCACUCCCUUCCUCUUGUUCAGGAUAUUUAUCGGGUACUGGGACUCUGAGAGGGGACAAGAGGCUGUUGCUGAGAUAGCUUUAUGACCCUGGCCUUAGUUUAUGCAAGGGUCCCACAGAAACCUGGACUAGGCUAAGAUCCUAAGAUCUCUCCUCACACCACAGGGUUGGAAGUCUCAGAGCAGGGACAGAAACGCAGUGAGGGCCCUUUCAUGUGGUCUUGGGACAGAAGCUUUGUUAGCAGAAAAUGUACCUAGAUAUGAGAGUCUGGCACCCUGGAAUGCAAGAGCUGGCCCUCAGCAUGUGACAAGUGCCAGGGUAGGACAGGGGGCUUUGAAGGAAGAAAGGACUUGGAGGGACUCAGUUGGUGGUGGUUGUGACUUCUACUUUGGGUGCUAUUGACUUGCUUGUUUUGUCUCAAUUUUUCCACCUGCAGAAUGGGCAGAGUUGUGCCCCUCAGGAUGUAUUGACUUACCCCACCUCCCUCAUGAGGCUCUUCAGUGAGUUCUGGGGGCUUCUGCUCACUGUGUUACACAGGGCACCUCCUUGGGGGCAUUGUAAGGGGUCAGUCUGCUGGAGUCCACCAAAUGGCUCAGGUCAGAGGCCGCAUAAGGAGGAUGGAAAAAAGACAGAGUCGGUUCCUGGACACUGGGUAGCUGGCCUCAUCGUCACUGCAAGUCAUA